This is a messenger RNA of Oryctolagus cuniculus (rabbit), 2545 nucleotides long. NCBI's taxonomy places the organism in Eukaryota, Metazoa, Chordata, Mammalia, Lagomorpha, Leporidae. The record is from RefSeq and is a predicted model, not a curated record.
GUAAGCAGAAUGGAUGCGCGGGUCUUUGUUGCCGGCCCAUUGUGCGGGCCAUGCUUAUGAAGACUAAUCCAAUCAUAAAUUGCACCUCUGCGCCAAUCAGAGCGCCCAGAGCCGCCAGCGAAUGAAGCUCGAGUGGAGAACUUUGUUGAACUUCAUUGUCAGAGCUGUCACUUUUCAAAGCGCUUUGGCGGGCGGGCCGCUAUAAAACCAUCACCUCGACGGGAAGACCACGGAAGACUCGCCGACGCCCAAGUGGGAUCGUGACUUAGGGACGUUCGCUAAGCCCCAGAGAGGGCACUGCGGGGGCGGGAGGGGCGGGAAGCCAGGCGUUUACCCUCCGGCCACUGGAAGAAGGGUUAUUCCGCCCGCCCCGCGUCUACCAUGAUGUUCCCGGGCCUCCUCGCGCCCCCCGCCGGGUACCCAAACCUCCUGCGGCCCACGCCCACCUUGACCCUGCCCCAGUCCCUGCAGUCCGCAUUUUCUGGCCACUCCAGCUUCCUGGUGGAGGAUCUGAUUCGCAUCAGCCGGCCCCCAGCCUACCUGCCCCGCAGCGUGCCCGCAACCAGCGUAUCGCCGCCCAGGCAGGGGGCUCCCGCAGCCCUCACCGACACGGGGGCUUCUGACCUGGGCUCCCCGGGUCCCGGCAGCCGGCGGGGCAGCUCUCCACAGACGGCCCUCUCCCCUGCCAGCGAGCCCACGUUUCUGAAGUUUGGGGUGAACGCCAUCCUCUCCUCGGCACCCAGAACAGAAGCAUCCCCCGCCUUGCUCCAGAGCGUCCCUCCCAAGACGUUCGCCUUUCCCUACUUCGAGGGCUCCUUCCAGCCCUUCAUCAGAUCGUCCUAUUUCCCAGCGUCCUCGAGCGUCGUGCCCAUCCCCGGGACCUUCUCGUGGCCGCUGGCUGCCCGCGGCAAACCACGCCGGGGCAUGCUGCGUCGCGCCGUGUUCUCCGACGUUCAGCGCAAGGCGCUGGAGAAGAUGUUCCAGAAGCAGAAGUACAUCAGCAAGCCUGACCGCAAGAAGCUGGCGGCCAAGCUGGGCUUGAAGGACUCGCAGGUGAAAAUCUGGUUCCAGAACCGACGCAUGAAAUGGCGGAACUCCAAGGAGCGCGAACUCCUGUCCAGCGGCGGCUGCAGAGAGCAGACCCUCCCCACCAAGCUCAACCCGCACCCGGACCUCAGCGACGUGGGCCAGAAGGUCCCUGGGGACGACGACGAUGAAGACGAGGCCCCGGGCAGCCCCCCGCACCGCCUGGCCUUCCACGCGUCCCCAGAGCCUCGGCACCUGCGGGACGCGCGCCUCGACGGGCCGCUGCCCCCCUCGCCCGCGCACUCCAGCAGCCCCGGCAAACCUUCGGACUUCUCUGACUCCGACGAGGAGGACGAGGAGGGCGAGGACGAGGAGGAAAUCACCGUGUCCUAGGACCGCACCGGCGCGCGCCCGGUACUGGUUUCAGGUGCUUUGGCAUUGAACAGGUGUGAUCCAGUCUGCGCCAAUCGUUUUGUGACCCGGCGGGGAUGCUGCGGCUCCCCACCGCAGUACCUGCACCACGUCCAGGGUCCAGGGCGACGAUUCCGCCCCCCCCCUCUCCCGCGCCCGCCCCAGCACCACCUCGGAGCAGCCCUCCCUCCUUAAAUCUCGGGCUUGGUCUCAGACUUAACCCUCCAUUCUACCUUGUUGAUUGCAAAGCAUUUGGAACUCAGUGCGUUGCGGUUCCAGGGGUUCCUCCACCCUAUGGCCUGCACUACCUCUGAACCAGGCCCUGAUGGUCUUCAGCAUCCUCAGCCCCACACGGAGCUACACCAAGCGCAUAACUGACGCCCAGCCCCCCUGACGCCGUGGGUCCCUACACCUGCCUAUCCUACACUGCAAGGGCCUCCUACCCUGCUGCAGGCUGGGGUACCCCUAGCCCCGACCCCGGCCUUCCCAUAGCCAACCCCUUAGGAAGUGCCCUGAGGACCUGUGGCUCUCCGUCUAAGGAACAAUGUGAAUAUUGACUCUUUGUUCUCAUUUCCCAAAUGCUUUUGGAGGGGGGAGAGUAAGUUCUCAAACUUGGGGGUGGGGGAGGAUCAGUCUGUUUGCUCGUAUGUGUGCGUGUGUGCGUGUGUGCAUGUGUGUGUGAAAGCUUUUCUUUAAUGCCUGCAUCCACAGUAUAUGGACAGCGGACUCUACGAUGUGCCCUAAUAUUUUAUAUCUGGGGAGGGGAUUACAAAGUGUCUAAGCACAGGGGGCACUGUGUGGAUGGAGGGGUCCACAAGCCUUAGAUUUUUUUUUUCUUUCACCGAACUUUGCUGUCUUUGCACAGCUUUUAUGAACUUAUGCUAUUUUGUACACAUGUUGUAUGGCUAUUUUAUACCAAGGUUAUUGUGAAUAACUAAAAAAAGACUGUCUAGAGUGCUUUUUCUCCUUUUUGCAAUGGUUUUUAAACUUUAAAAAGGUAGCGGUUUAAUUGCAUAACUUAUAAAGAAAUAUUUUGUAUUUUUGCCAUGUACAGAAUUUUAUAUAUGUACAUAUGUAUCAAAUGAACAAAUACCAAAUAAAAAGUAGA